AAGACAAGACAGAAGUGAGUAGAUUCGAACAAGAAACUUAAGGCUGACAUUAAACCUUACAUAAUAAGACUUGGAUCCCCAAAAGUCCCAAAAUGGAGAAGAAGAAGAAGAGAGAUGAGGAAGAAACGAGAGGCUAAAGAUGAAAAUGAAGAAGAAGAAGAGGAGAAGAAGAAGAGACUAGAGUUGAUGAAGGCAGCUGCGCAGGCUUGGCUCAGCCACUCCCAAACCUCAAAACAUACUGUUUUAGAGUUCGAUGCGCAGAGAAAGCAUGCUUUUGUCAAAGGGAAGGCAUCACGUUUCAAAACGGAAGCCUUGUCCGCAAAGCAUCAUCCGUCGUUUUUGGAUUGGGAAUUCGGACAGUCGCUGUGGGAUCCCUACGAGAUUCUUUCGGUCUCUAAGAAACUGGAACGCGAACUCACUUUAGAAGAACAAACCUUCUCUUCUUCAGAUAAUGAUGGCCUCAAGAAGAUGAAGAAGAAGAAAACUAGAGACAGCAGAAACAGCCUUAGGAGUUUGUUCACUCGUUCGUCUUCAAAGAGAUUCUAACAAACUCAUCAUGUUACUACUUCAAACUUGUAAAUUUUUCUCAAAAAGUGAAAUCAAUUAUGAAUGUCUUUUAUUGGUCUAUUCAAAAACUUUUAUUGGUUUUUGAAUGGUUUCUAUGGAUAGAAUAACAAAGUUUUGUCAGUUGUAAACAGUUUAAUGAAGCCGACCACCAUGACUAAUUGCAACUGCCAUGCCGAUGAUUCGACCACGUGAAAAUGUCACCUGAUUGAGAGAGAU
Arabidopsis thaliana (thale cress) is the source of this 783-nucleotide messenger RNA. RefSeq lists its product as uncharacterized. Lineage: Eukaryota; Viridiplantae; Streptophyta; Magnoliopsida; Brassicales; Brassicaceae. The transcript has a single exon. The coding region runs from base 115 to 546 and encodes 143 amino acids. The record is from RefSeq and is marked reviewed.